CGGCCCAACUGAUACGAUAUUUCUUCGUCUUCUUCAUCGUGUUCCAUUCGAUCUUCGUCUUCUUCAUCCUCUGAUAAAUAAAAACCCUAAAAAAAUUCCGAAAUUAUCCUUUUAUCUUUACCAGCAUUUCGUAUGAUAGGAAAUGCUGGUUAAGUACUAGUCUCUGUGGAUUUAUGGCGAUAUCCGUUCAAGGCUUCGCGUACAGAACCCACGUCACUUUCCGUCUCCCUCUCGUCAGCUGCGCUCACAAGGUUCGGCGUAGCAGCUCCGUUGCAGCAGUGGUGUCACCUGUUGAAUCUCUUAGUAUUUCCAAGCAAGAAAUCAAACAUUCGAAAACGUCAAGCGUAAAGAGUAAUGGUGAUAGCAAGGCACCUGAAUGGAAGAAAUUGAGUUCAAAAGAUCUCGGAAUCAAGACGUCUAUGAUUGGGAAACCAACACGAAUGGUUCUGAAUGGGCUGAGGAAAAAAGGAUAUGAAGUCUACCUUGUUGGAGGAUGUGUCCGGGAUCUUAUCUUGAAGAGAAUUCCUAAAGACUUUGACAUUAUUACAUCAGCUGAACUUAAGGAGGUAUUAAGAACAUUUUCGCGGUGUGAAGUUGUUGGCAGGCGGUUUCCCAUUUGCCACGUGCAUGUAGAUGAUAAAAUUAUUGAGGUUUCAAGUUUUAGCACCUGUGGGAGGAAGUAUGUAAGGAAUUCGAAUUUUGGUUUCAGAAAGCCUCAUGGUUGCAAUGAGGACGAUUUUAUUCGAUGGAGAAAUUGUUUACAAAGGGAUUUUACGAUUAAUGGGUUAAUGUUUGACCCCUUCACAAAGGUUGUUUAUGACUAUUUGGGAGGAUUAGAAGAUAUGAAGAAAGCUAAAGUACGGACUGUAAUACCUGCAAGUACUUCUUUUGAGGAUGAUUGUGCUCGCAUUUUACGUGGGAUGAGAAUUGCUGCUCGUUUAGGAUUCCAUUUUUCCAGAGAAACAGCUCGUUCUAUGAAAGAAUUAUCUUCUUUAUUGUUGAGACUUGACAGGGGAAGGAUUCUCAUGGAAUUGAAUUAUAUGCUGGCAUAUGGAUCUGCAGAAGCCUCUUUGCGGUUAUUAUGGAAGUUUGGACUUCUGGAGAUACUUCUACCCCUACAAGCAGCAUAUUUUGUUUCUCAAGGUUUUCGGAGGCAGGACACAAGAUCUAACAUGCUUGUGUCAUUGUUUUCUAGCUUGGACAGACUGUUGGCACCUGACCGGCCAUGCCAUUCUAGCUUGUGGGUUUGUCUCCUAGCAUUUCAUAAAGCUCUAGCAGAUCAUCCACGAGAUCCUUUGGUGGUUGCUGCAUUUAGCAUUGCUGUACAUUGUGGAGGGUCCUUAUCAGAAGCUGUAAACAUUGCAAGAAGGAUUUCCGAACCACAUGACGCGAGCUUUAAUGAGUUAUUAGAACCUGGAAGUAUAGACUCAGAUGCUACGUUGAUUGGUGAGGUCAUUGAUCUUGCGGCAUCAGCAAAAGAUGCAUUAGACAAGAUGACAGAUGAGCAUUCUGUUUCCCAAGCCAUGAGGGCAUACCCGCAGGCACCCUACUCAGAUUUGGUUUUUAUAUCGUGGGCACUACACGAAAAGGCAGGCAUGAUAUUUCAUUGUGUCAGAAAAGGCAAGGAAAAGGGAUUUGUUCCUAAAGGAGGGAGUAAGAUCAAUUUCGAGUCUUUAGCAUUGGGAAGACUUAGUGAAGUCCGACAUGUGUUUGCAAGGAUUGUUUUCGACACCGUUUACCCUCUGCAGCUGAACAAAGAAACUACUCAGUGAAAGGAAUCACCAUGGAGUCUUCCAACAUUGGAUACAAAUGUGUCUGACGCUGAGAGUGGUAAUGAAAUGAAAUCUGCUGCAUAGGAUCCAAGAGAAUGGCGAAAUGGCAGUCAGGUUUUAUCACUAGAUAGAGUUGAGGAAAGAAGCAGUUGAAGCUUAUUGACAUAAACGAAUCAAUUUGGAUACAAGACCGAUUGAUGUUUGGAUAAAUUCUUUCCUGCAUGCAGCAAUAGAUCCUACGGAAGAAUACAGAUCUAGUUUCGAUUGCGAGGAAGUUAUAGAUGGACUUGAUGGCCGGGAGACGAGAAAAUUCAAAAGUUGAAGUCGAAGAAGAUUUUAGAUUUAUUGGUGAUGGAUUAACCAGCUGAAGGAUGCCAGUGUAAACGCUGAUAUGACUGCACUUGAUUUUUUGAAAAUAAAUUAAAUAGUGGGAAAUGAAGCCAAUUGAUUUAUGCCAGUGUAAACAUUGUUGUUUUAUAUUUGGUUUUAUUUUUUUUAUUUAUUUAUUUAUAUAAUUGGGUGUCUAAG
Rhododendron vialii is the source of this 2300-nucleotide messenger RNA. RefSeq lists its product as uncharacterized. The transcript is spliced from 14 exons. Gene Ontology annotation, biological process: RNA processing. The record is from RefSeq and is a predicted model, not a curated record. Lineage: Eukaryota; Viridiplantae; Streptophyta; Magnoliopsida; Ericales; Ericaceae. Bases 174 to 1772 code for a protein of 532 amino acids. Gene Ontology annotation, molecular function: RNA binding; nucleotidyltransferase activity.